AUGACCAACCAAACCUUGGAUAGAAGAAGUGUAUUGAAGAGAUGGGGGGGUGCGGUCCUCAAACGACAGAGGCCAAGUGAACAACCAAGUAAUAACAAGCCAGGGGAGAAAGUAACAGAAGCAAAGCCGGCUCCUAACCCACCGCAGCCAAGUGAACAACCAAGUAAUAACAAGCCAGAGGAGAAACCAGAGCCGGCUCCUAACCCACUGAGGCCAAGUGAACAACCAAGUAAUAACAAGCCAGAGGAGAAACAGCAGCUUCCAGAAAACUAUGAAGCUAUUGUGAGAGAUGCUGACUCACUCAUCGGCAAAUCCUCAGUCGAAAACCUCCUUGAACAGCUCCAUGCUGGAAUAACCUUAAACCAUAAGAGAAAGUAUUGGGUUGACAAGAAGUCCAACAACUGCUUUAUGGUGUAUGCAAGGGAUCUCUCGAUCUCUUGGGCUGAAGACGAUCGUAACCGGCUCUGGCCCUCCCUGCAAGAAACCAGUGGUGUCGUCAUUGAUGCUGCUGAACUGAUUAAUGAAUGUUGGCUAGAAGUGCAUGGAAAAUUUAAAACUACAAAGCUGUCACCAGGACCUCUGUAUGAAGUUGUGUUUGUGGUCAAGCUGAAAGCUUCAGCUGAUGGAGGGGAUGUUCCAGUGAAUGUCAGUCCCACUCUUCCAGGGUAG
Molecule: messenger RNA, 669 nt
Organism: Prunus mume (Japanese apricot)
Lineage: Eukaryota; Viridiplantae; Streptophyta; Magnoliopsida; Rosales; Rosaceae
Source: RefSeq, a predicted model, not a curated record